AGAAGAACCAGCCAGUAGAUUUCCAAUAGUCAUAUCAAAAUAAAUAAGUGACCAAUGGUAAGCUACAAUGCCUUUGCGAGCUCAUACAAUAAUAAACAUUAUAUUGGACAAUUGAAACUGUUCAAUUAUAUUAAAAUUUACAGGGGAUGUUAAUAAAAAUUCUCAAAAGGUUUUCAGUGGGGAACAAGCCUGCGACUAUAUUGUUAUCUAGGAGAGACCUUAUAAUUGCUGUUUUUGAAAAAGUAAUUUUAAAGCCUAGGCCUAAGUAGACUUCAUAUACAAUUCAUCAGUCAUGCAUUUUAAUCUGCUAUCCCAUAUCCUAAAUAUAUUAUAAUCUUUUCCCUGCACAACUCCACUACGUUCAAGACUUGACAUGUGAUACUUUUAACAAAAAAAGUGUAGAUUUAAAAAAAAAAAAAACUGUAAUUAAUAAUAAUUUAAAAAUGUUCCAUAAAUCCAUAGUACGUAUUGCUGUUUUUCAAAUGAAGAAAUAAUGCUUUAUUGCUAUAUUUGCAUAAUUUUAUACUUCUGUAUUAAAUAACAACAUUUGAUUGCUUCUUUAUAUGUUAGACAUAAUUAGACAUGAAUUAAUAAGAGAGGUCACGUGACAUCACGUUACGUAGGAGUUUAUGGCGGGAGAUGGCGUUCGCGAGAGUGACGGACAGUUAAAACGUCGGUUGAGAUACUAAUUUUUGGCUUGUAACUGGUAACUGGUCUGUUAUAAUCAUCAUGGCAAGUGAACAGAAACUGCGCCCCGUCCAGAGCUGUCAGAUGUUGCCGGAUGUGGUGUCCACCGAACAGCAGUCGCUGGUGCUUGUGAAAAAACUUAUAGCCAUUGCUGUCUCAAGCAUCACUUACCUCAGGGGUCUUUUCCCAGAAAAGGCUUAUGGACCCAAAUAUGUUGGAGAGCUGAAAGUCCUGAUACUGCGAGAGCAUAGCUGCCCUGGUGCUCAGCAGAUUGUGCAGUGGUUGCAGGGAUGUUUUGAUGCACUUCAAAGAAGAUAUCUGCGCAUGGUUCUUCUAUCAAUUUACUGUGAUCCAGACAAUCCACAGAAAGUGACUGAAUGUUACCAGUUUAAAAUCAAAUACACAGAGAAAGGACCUCAGAUGGACUUUGAGAGCAAAAAUGGGCAGAGCCUGACUAAAAUGGCCUGUGACAACACCCAGAAAUCCAGUAUGCUGCUGGUGCGCAAACUUUACAUGCUGAUGCAAAAUCUCGGCCCACUGCCUGACGACGUCUGCCUCAACAUGAAACUCUUCUACUAUGAUGAGGUGACCCCUCAGGAGUAUCAGCCACCUGGCUUUAAGGAUGAUGACAACAGGACAGUGAUAUUUGAGAGGGAACCAGUAAAUCUGACCAUGGGAGAGGUGGUCACACCUUUUCAUAGCCUCAGGAUGAAUGUCACCACUGAGCGGAAGAGACUUGAUCCGCCUGAUGAUGAUGAUGUGGAAGUAUGUGUGAGUACAAAAUGGUCUUUGAAAAUGUUUGAGGAUGGGACGAUGUCUGAAACUUCAGUUCAGCAGGAGUGUAUGACAAAGGAGAAUGUCAUCACUGAUGCUGGCAUUGAAUACUCAGAAACUCAGGAGAACUCACAACAGACUCACAGAAACAGCAAGGAGGAUCUUACAACAGGUGCAAAGAUUGACAAUCUGGUAAAGAAAACUGCUGACCUUAACGUGGACGCUAGGAAGACCAGGAGUGGACGCAUCUUUGAGCCUCAGAUCUCUCAGUUAGAGUUCCCGCUAAGCCAAGAUCCCCAGCCAUCUGCCCCAAAGAGGCGCAAAGUCAGUGUACCCAAAUAACACUGUGACUAGUACACUCACAGUUUUUCCAGUACAGUCACACAGCAACAAACUGACACAUGCUGCAUCCUGUUUAAUGUCUUUUGGUUUUGGUUUGAUUCAUUUAGUUGCAGAAAUGCUUUGUAAAACAAGUUCUAUAGUUCAAGGGCAUACGGUAACAUGAUGAGUGCACUAAGGAGUUUUAAAUUGUGUACUUUGUUAUGUAUGUUAAUAUUUUAUGAGAUAUAUUUGAAUAGUCACAAUUUGCUUUCAGUGCCAGGAAAUUUUAGUAGCAUUGCUGGAUUUUGGUCACUGCUGCCAAAGUACCAUGUACAUAUUUAGUUAGUCCACUAGAGGGCAGCAUGCACAUUGCCUGUGUGUUUGUAUCAAAACAGGGAUUCCAAUAAAAACAUGCCUUUACUUUGA
Molecule: messenger RNA, 2208 nt
Organism: Ctenopharyngodon idella (grass carp)
Lineage: Eukaryota; Metazoa; Chordata; Actinopteri; Cypriniformes; Xenocyprididae
Gene: hormad1
Product: HORMA domain containing 1
Exons: 15
Coding region: 730-1803 (357 amino acids)
Source: RefSeq, a predicted model, not a curated record